This is a messenger RNA of Priceomyces carsonii, 1152 nucleotides long. RefSeq names its product U2 snRNP complex subunit. The record is from RefSeq and is a predicted model, not a curated record. Bases 1 to 1152 code for a protein of 383 amino acids. The transcript has a single exon. Gene Ontology annotation, molecular function: RNA binding. Gene Ontology annotation, cellular component: U2 snRNP; U2-type spliceosomal complex. NCBI's taxonomy places the organism in Eukaryota, Fungi, Ascomycota, Pichiomycetes, Serinales, Debaryomycetaceae.
AUGACAGAGGAUUUUCCGAAGGCGCCUCCUCAACCAUCGGAGGUAACAGAAAAUCCAGAAAAGCUUAAGGAUGUAGAUGAUCGAGUGUCAUUUGACAAUUUAUCCAAACGAUGGACAUUUGAACUUAUGAAAGAUGGAAAUCCUCAUGAAUACUAUUUUAGUUUCGAGGAAAACAGAUGGCUAGAAAACAAAACUCAUAGCAAAGAUGGCUCUCAGCCUCAAAAAAGGACGCUUGAGGAUGCUGAUAUUGAAAGACAAGAAGAGGAGAAUAAAACAUCGCUUAAAAGAUUGAGAAAGGAGAAAUUGCAGAAGAUGAGGGAAGAAAUUUAUAGACUCAAGAGUCAGAAGAAAGAAAUCAACUCAUUACGAAAUAAUGGUGAUGAUACGUUGACCACUUCUGGGGUUUUUGUAUCUAAUUUACCAUCUGAUGUCACAAAAGAUGAGUUAUAUCAAGCUUUUAAUAGAUUUGGAAUGAUCUCAGAGGACUAUAAAACUGGAGAGCCGAGAAUCAAGUUGUAUUACGAAAAUGGUGUUUUCAAAAAGGAGGCAUUAAUCAUAUAUCACAGCAAAGAAAGUGUGCCUUUAGCGGUUGAAAUGCUAGAUAAUACCCUAUUUCAAGCUACUUCAAAAGAGAAUAUACAUGUCCAGCCCGCACAAUUCAAUAAUUCAAAAAAGGAUAACGAUAAGAAUUCCGAGAAGAAAGUGUUAACAGCAGAAGAGAAGCAACUCCUUCUGAGGAAAAAAGAUGCCAUGUUAAAAAAGUUAUCGACUUGGGAUGAAGACGAAAUCAGCACUGUGGAUCAUAGUCUUGAUCUGAUCAAAAGAAAAAUAUAUGACAAAAUUGUAGUUAUAAGGAACAUGUUUAGGAUUGAUGAACUUAAAGAAGAUCCUUUACUAGAAAUAGACCUCAAAGAGGAUAUUCAAGAAGAUUGCGAUAGACAGGGAAUAGGUAAUGAUAUUACAAAGGUGGUGCUCUAUGAUAUAAGCGGUGUGGUUACUGUUAAGUUUAAAACACGCGAACUGAGUCUCAAAUGCGUGGAAGCAUUCAAUGGACGUUUCUUUGAUGGAUUAAAGUUAGAGGUGAGCCUCUACAACGGUGAAAAAUUUGAAAUGUCGAAAUCAAACACGGGUCAUGAGCCGGAAAGAGAAUAA